Molecule: messenger RNA, 1155 nt
Organism: Pediculus humanus corporis (human body louse)
Lineage: Eukaryota; Metazoa; Arthropoda; Insecta; Psocodea; Pediculidae
Product: socius, putative
Exons: 6
Coding region: 1-1155 (384 amino acids)
Biological process (GO): proteasome-mediated ubiquitin-dependent protein catabolic process
Molecular function (GO): ubiquitin binding
Source: RefSeq, a predicted model, not a curated record
AUGAGCGACGGUGGCGACGCGUUCGACGAACUAUUUUCAAACAGAGGAAGAAUCGAUCAAGAUUUAAUAUCGUUGAUAACGAAUCAAAUGUUUUUAGCAGAAAGAGAAUUGCAAAUAACUAGAAAUCAUUUAAUCGAUACGAUAAAUAAAUUAAACGAAAGAGAUUUAGAAAUAAUACAGCUACACGAAAAGAAAAAUGAAAAAAUUAAUAACGUAGAGAAUUCAGAUGAAUCGAGUAAAAAUAAAACAUCGGAUGAUUAUCAAAAAUUAAUAACGGCUUCGGAAAAAUUAAAAAAACAAGUCAAAGAUAUGGAAGAUUUUUUAAACGAUUACGGUUUAUUUUGGGUGGGAGAUUCGAAAGAUACAACGCGUAAACCCGAUUUCGAUAAAAUAAUAAAAAAUAUACAAAGAUUAAAUACAGUUGCAUCGCAAUCGAAAAUAAUACAAACGACGACCGGUGCUAAAUUCGAAUCGCCAAGAGAAAUAAAAAUAGGAUUUUAUUCGAACGGGAUUUUAUUACGUGGUAACGAUUUCAGAGAAUACAGUAAAAUUUCAACAAAUAUAUUUUUACAAGAUUUAGAAGAUGGAUAUUUUCCAAGCGAACUUCAAAACGAAUUUCCAGAGGGUGUACCAUUUGAGAUUGACGAUAGAAGAAAUGAAAAUUAUGAAAAAUCUGAAAUUAAAUUUUUCAAAGGUAACGGUAGAAGAUUGGGAUCGAAUUUUGAAAACAAACCUGCUUCAAUCGUUUUAUUAGAUUCCCUAAACGAAUCCAAAUCUCAUCAUUGCACCCCGCGAAGCAAAAGCACGACUUUUAACAACGUAAAUAGAGAUUGGAUGGAUUCGAACGAUGUAAGAUUUAAAAUACACGAUGGUAAAUUAUUGAUAUUGAAAAUACGUUACGGAUUGAGUAAAAUGGAUUCUCUCAUGAUAAAAAUGUACGACACGGAUAAAUUAAUUAAAUUACACGAAAAUAUAGAGAAAAAAUUAAGCGAUAAAUUUAUCAACGAUCACGUGUUGGAAACGAAAAUAAAUCAAAUGAAUUUUGAAUUGCACGUGUAUGGGAAAAUGCCUUUUCGUUUAUUAGAUAAUUUAUAUAAAAGUUUAAAAGAAUGCGGUAUCGUUGAAAAUUGCGUUAUCAACAUGACGGAAAUAUAA